CCAACUAUUUAUUAAACAGGCUUUGUCCAAAAAAUCAGUCAAAGAAAUCAGUGUUACAUGCGAUCAUUUAGAGAUGAAGUAUUUUGCAUAUUUGUGUUUAUGUUUAAUUUUUUUGGAAUUUACGGAAGCUACGUUGUCCGAAGCUCAAUUAAAAGCAAUGGUUAAGCUUGUUAGGAAUAUGUGUCAACCGAAAAGUAAAGCAACAACUGAGGAUAUUGAGAAGAUGCAUCAAGGGAAUUGGAAUAUUGACUACACUGCAAUGUGCUACAUGCAUUGUGUUCUCAAUUCAAACCAAUUGAUUACAAAAGGAAAUGUUUUUCAUCUGGACAAUGCGUUAAUUUGGGUUGAGAAAAACUUACCCAAUCCUUUAAAAGAUGCAUCAUUGGAGGCAGCAAAUUUGUGCAAAGAUGCCGCUAAAACUCUGAACGAUAAAUGUGUUGCUGCUUACGAAAUCUCUAAAUGUUUAUACGAAUCCAAUCCUGAAAUGUACUUUCUCCCGUGACCAUGAGACAGAACUUAAAUUCAAAUUGUUUUAGACACUCUUUCACAUCAUUUGUUAUUAAGUAUAAGAAAACAAUAUUACAAUUUAUUUUGUUUCAGAAUAAAAUCAGUGAUCUGACCUUAA
Molecule: messenger RNA, 625 nt
Organism: Tribolium madens (black flour beetle)
Lineage: Eukaryota; Metazoa; Arthropoda; Insecta; Coleoptera; Tenebrionidae
Product: general odorant-binding protein 72-like
Exons: 7
Coding region: 74-502 (142 amino acids)
Molecular function (GO): odorant binding
Source: RefSeq, a predicted model, not a curated record